UCUCGCGACAAAAAACGUGAUGGCCCCCUUUUAACAAGGGAUGGAAACCCCGUUCCAUCCUCUUCCCUUCGCUGUCCAGAAGCAAGGAUGCCUGGUGUAACAGUGAAAGACGUCAACCAGCAGGAGUUCGUCCGUGCCCUGGCGGCCUUCCUGAAAAAGUCAGGAAAGCUGAAGGUGCCUGACUGGGUGGACCUUGUAAAGCUGGGUAAGCACAAAGAGCUGGCUCCCAGUGACGAGAACUGGUUCUACAUCCGAGCUGCAUCAACAGUCCGUCACCUGUACCUCAGAGGUGGUGCUGGUGUGGGCUCCAUGACCAAGAUCUAUGGUGGGCGCAACAGGAACGGUGUGUGCCCUUCCCACUACAGUGUAGGAUCAAAGAAUGUGGCCCGCAAGGUGCUUCAGGCACUUGAACUGCUCAAGAUGAUUGAGAAGGAUCCUAAUGGUGGUCGCAGACUCACCUCCCAGGGAACCAGAGACCUGGACAGAAUCGCUGGCCAGGUUGCAGCUGCAAACAAGAAAACUGUUUAAUAAAUCAUUUUUGAGAAAGCCCAGAUGCUGUAUGUUUUUUUUCUUAACUAUAUGUAUAUGCAGUCUUAAGAAUUUCAUUGACUAUUUCUGGAGCUUUGUAGAUGUGGACACAAGUGAAAUGGUUUAAAUGAUCUGAUUAACCAAUUACCUGGAG
Molecule: messenger RNA, 682 nt
Organism: Menidia menidia (Atlantic silverside)
Lineage: Eukaryota; Metazoa; Chordata; Actinopteri; Atheriniformes; Atherinopsidae
Source: the annotation of a GenBank genome assembly